This is a messenger RNA of Danaus plexippus (monarch butterfly), 1414 nucleotides long. It is a transcript of the gene cpb, whose product is annotated as F-actin-capping protein subunit beta. Lineage: Eukaryota; Metazoa; Arthropoda; Insecta; Lepidoptera; Nymphalidae. Gene Ontology annotation, biological process: negative regulation of filopodium assembly; regulation of lamellipodium assembly; barbed-end actin filament capping. The coding region runs from base 135 to 962 and encodes 275 amino acids. Gene Ontology annotation, cellular component: cytoplasm; F-actin capping protein complex. The transcript has 6 exons. Gene Ontology annotation, molecular function: actin filament binding. The record is from RefSeq and is a predicted model, not a curated record.
UCAUCCUGAAUUCUUUAACAAACUUCAUUGCAUUAGCAAAUAGUAUUUUAUUUGCUUACUAAAGUAUAUUCGUAUAAUUUAACAUUUAUUUUGAAUUCCGAAAAGAAGUAACGAUUUUGUGUUUCGUUUAGACAAUGACAGAACAACAAAUGGAUUGUGCACUGGAUUUGAUGAGGAGGCUGCCUCCUCAGCAGAUUGAGAAGAAUUUAACUGACUUAAUUGAUCUAGUCCCAAGUUUGUGUGAAGAUUUGUUGUCGUCCGUUGAUCAGCCCUUGAAGAUCGCUCAAGACCGAAGUAACGGGAAAGAUUAUCUUCUGUGCGAUUACAAUCGUGAUGGAGACUCAUAUAGGUCGCCAUGGUCAAAUACUUACGACCCUCCUCUUGAGGAUGGUUCAAUGCCAUCAGAGAGAUUGAGGAAGUUGGAAAUAGAAGCCAACCAUGCCUUCGACCAGUACAGGGAAAUGUAUUUCGAGGGUGGCGUCAGUUCUGUCUAUUUGUGGGAUAUGGAUCAUGGUUUUGCAGGUGUGAUUCUAAUCAAGAAGGCGGGAGAUGGCUCCCAGAAGAUCAAAGGGUGCUGGGACUCCAUCCAUGUGGUUGAAGUGGUUGAGAAAAGCUCUGGCCGGAAUGCACACUACAAGCUUACUUCAACAGCCAUGUUAUGGCUUCAGACUAACAAAGAAGGCAGUGGGACUAUGAAUUUAGGCGGCAGUCUUACAAGACAGGCGGAGCAGGAUUCAGCAGUGAGUGACGUCACCCCCCACAUUGCUAACAUCGGCCGCAUGGUCGAGGAUAUGGAAAACAAGAUCAGAAACACUCUUAAUGAUAUAUAUUUUGGUAAAACAAAGGACAUCGUAAACGGUUUACGAUCAACCAUACCCGCUAACGUGGCCCGACAAAAGGCCGCCUUACAACACGACCUCGCUGAGGUGUUGUUGCAACGCCGGCAGGUGGCGCGCGACUGAAACACAGAUGUAUCCGAGAUUUUGGGUUAAAUAACAACAACGACAUAGAAAUUCAAAAGUUAUAUUAAAAGUAUAAUGUUAUGUGACAUUUCAUCGUAAAAUUGUAUAAAAUACGCAUCCGUCAUGGUGCUUUGAAAUGUCCGCGUUGUUUAGAACGUAUUUGAAUUUAAGCAUAAUUUAAAUAUUCACGUAAUUAUUUUAGCCCAAAAUGAUGUAACACAUUUAUUUGAUUGCAUUUUUAUUGCUUAGUGAUUUUUUUUUAUUUUAUUGUAAAUUAGUUAUAUUGAAAUUUAGGUAUUUUCUAACAGUAUAGAAUCAGUGUACGUUUAAUAUGUAUUGCAUGUUAAGUGAUAAGCCAAUUGUUGAUGUUGCAAUAUGUACUAAAAAAAUUUAUCCGUAAUGAUUCAAUAGUUUUGAAUUGGCCUCUCUAAAUAAAGAUUUAUUUAUCUGAA